AUUUUUAUUUUUCCAUUUUAGAGAUGAAAAUGGCAUGUUCCAAUUACGUUUUAGCAUUCAUUUUGCUUGCAAUAUGCCUGAUCAAUUCAGUCCAGUUGGUAUCUGGAAAUGGGAAUCAAAACAAUGUCCAAAAGGCUUGCAGUGUGACCAGAUAUCAAGACCUCUGCAUCCGCUCACUUGCUUCAUUUUCAAGAUCGGCCAAGAGCAGCCCUAGCAGGUGGGCAAGAGCUGCGGUUUCAGUGACAUUGGGUGAGGCCAAGAGUGUGGCUCAGUACUUGCUAGCUCUGCAAAAGCACAGCCGCAUAAAUGGAAGGAGAAGCAGAGUUGCUCUGUCUGAUUGCAUUGAGUGCUUUCAAAACUCAAUCGACGAGCUUCACAAAUCGCUUGGUGUUCUCAGGAGUCUAAGUCGAACGACUUUUGACACGCAAAUGGGUGACCUCAAUACGUGGCUGAGUGCUACCCUUACCAAUGGGGACACUUGUUUGGAUGGCUUUGAGGGCCAGAGAGGAAGACAAGUCAAAUUGCUUCAAAACAAGGUCUUAAAAGCCACUCAUAUCACCAGCAAUGCUCUGGCUCUUGCCAACAAACUUGCCGCCACUGGCCUGGAAAGCCUCCCACACUCAUAGGAAGCUAGGGAGACAAAUUAUAGGCUCAGCCUAUGCACAUGCAUGAUUAAUUGUGAGUCUCAAUAACACGGGAACGCGGAUUAAUAAACUUUAGCAUAACUUAAUAAUGAAAUGCAGUGCGAUUCAAAAUUGUGUAAAUUAAUGGUUUGUUCAAUUGUUGCAACUGGUUUAGUACCGCUAGUUUGUCUACAUAUAUGACAUAUAUAGUUAUUCUCUUGUCCGCAUAUGAUAAACUACAA
Messenger RNA from Prunus mume (Japanese apricot), 865 nucleotides. RefSeq names its product pectinesterase inhibitor 6-like. Gene Ontology annotation, biological process: negative regulation of catalytic activity. NCBI's taxonomy places the organism in Eukaryota, Viridiplantae, Streptophyta, Magnoliopsida, Rosales, Rosaceae. The record is from RefSeq and is a predicted model, not a curated record. Gene Ontology annotation, molecular function: enzyme inhibitor activity.